AUGAUUACACAACGUUCAUAUAGUUCAAUUGUAUCAAAAGGAGAUGAACCAUAUCAAAAUUUAUAUCAACCAAAAACAUGUGAUCCAUUUCAACAUAUAAUGGUAUCAUCAAUUGAUAACACAAAAUCAAUAAUUUUAUUUGAAAUUGAUGAACGUGAAGAAGAAAAUAAUUUCGUUUCAGUUAUAAGACGUAGUAUAAAGGAAUAUUCGAAAGAACCAAUGGCAUUUGGAGGUAUAUUUCUUAUUGAAAAAGGUACAGUUAUAGCUCAUGUUAUGCCAGAUUUUCUCAAUGAAGAUUUAGCAACAAAACAACAAGUUGAACAAUGGUUAAAAUUUUAUGAUAUGCAUGCACCAUUAAAUUGUAUAUCUGUUAUAAUAACUGAAGAUAUUAAUAAUGCUGGAUUUCGUUUAGAACAUUCACAUUUCUUUAGUGCUCAUGAACAAAGUGGACAUUAUCAUUUUGAUAUAACACCUAAAGAAGUACAUUAUCAUGGUUAUUUUAUUCUUUGCAAUGAAGCUAUUAUGAUUGAUCCGGUUCUAUUAUUACAUUUGAUUCAUAUUUUCCAAUAA
Messenger RNA from Rotaria sp. Silwood1, 570 nucleotides. Lineage: Eukaryota; Metazoa; Rotifera; Eurotatoria; Philodinida; Philodinidae. The record is from the annotation of a GenBank genome assembly.